Messenger RNA from Euleptes europaea (tarantolino), 957 nucleotides. Its product is annotated as olfactory receptor 5B21-like. Bases 1 to 957 code for a protein of 318 amino acids. Lineage: Eukaryota; Metazoa; Chordata; Lepidosauria; Squamata; Sphaerodactylidae. Gene Ontology annotation, cellular component: membrane. The record is from RefSeq and is a predicted model, not a curated record. Gene Ontology annotation, biological process: G protein-coupled receptor signaling pathway. Gene Ontology annotation, molecular function: olfactory receptor activity; G protein-coupled receptor activity. The transcript has a single exon.
AUGCCUCAGCAAAACACCACAGAUACAGAAAAGCAAACAAAUAUUACAGAGUUCAUCCUUGUGGGGUUCGGGAAUAUCCAAGAACUUGAAACUCUUCUCUUCUUAUGCUUCCUGGUUAUCUACAUGGUGACCUUGGCUGGGAACAUUCUCAUGGUUAUACUUGUUGUAGCUGAUAGGAAUCUUCACACUCCAAUGUAUUUAUUCCUUGGGAAUUUUUCCUGCCUGGAAAUCUUCUAUAGUUCAACCAUCCUGCCAAAGACUCUGGCCAGCCUUCUGACUGGGGACAGAAGCAUUUCAUUCAACUUCUGCCUUGUGCAGCAUUACUUUUUUGCAUCUCUGGGGGCAGUUGAGUGUUAUCUCUUAUCCGUGAUGUCCUAUGACCGGUACUUAGCUAUAUGCUGGCCCUUGCAUUACACAAACCGUAUGAAUGGAAAAUUCUGUGUACAGUUAGUUGGCAGUUCUUUUCUCAGUGGGUUUCUAGCUAUUUCUAUAACAAUAAUAUUAGUGUCCAGGUUAGCUUUUUGUGGCCCCAAUGAAAUCAAUCAUUUCUUUUGUGAUGUUUUUCCUCUCAUCGAAUUGUCUUGCAGUGAUACCCAUCUUUUGAAAAUCUUCCUUUACCUUGUCGCUUCUGUUUUUACCCUUCCUCCAUUUUUAUUGAUCCUCAUAUCAUAUGGUUGUAUUAUAACCACCAUUAUGAGAAUCCCAUCCACCAGUGGCAGGCAAAAGGCUUUUUCAACCUGCUCUUCUCAUCUUAUUGUGGUUACCAUUUUUUAUGGUACAAUAACAAUUGUUUAUAUAUUGCCCAAUACUGACACACUGAGAGACCUCAAUAAAGUCUUAUCUGUUUUUUAUGCGGUAUUGACUCCUAUGAUAAAUCCACUUAUCUACAGCCUGAGAAACCAAGAAGUAAAGAAGGCACUGAGGAGACAGAUUGAUCAGCUAUUUGCAAAAACAUAG